AUGGACAAGAAACACCUUCAGCCAAAUUACUACGAUAUACUGGGUGUAGACCGCUCGGCAUCCACGGAAGACAUUAAAGCCGCGUAUCGCAAGCUCGUUUUAAAGCACCACCCGGAUCGUAAUCACGUUCAAACCAAAAGCUCCUCCGUCAGACAAAAAGAUGAAAAGGAUGCUGAAAUUGUGCACAUUAAUGCUGCAUAUGACCUAUUGAGUGAUGAUUCGAAUCGUGUUAAAUAUGACAUGGAGAUGUUUGGUGUAUCGGCGAUUCCGAAUUACAAUGAUCAUGGGAUCAAGGAAACUGGUAGCUACAAACCCAUGAGUUCACAAGAUGUGCACGAGAUGUUAGGAGGAUUAAAUACGUACGAACGUUUUACGACGGCCCAAUUUCAUCGACAUCGCUCCCAUAUCGCACCUUCUGCUAUCGGACGGAGAGCGACAAACCUUAUGGAGAGAAAACGAUUUCGUGCUGCCAAUUCGAAACUGCCGACUCAGUCUGUCUCAUUGGCGUGGCUGGCUUUUCCCAUUGCAUUGAUGGCGUUAUGGGGUGUUAACUUGAACUACGUCUCGAGUAAGAGGUUAUCACACGUCAUGGAACUAUUGCGUUACAUGGUCGUUCUGUUUAAGUUUGAGCUGGACUCUCAACAUCUUCAUGAGUUCCUACAAUGUUCUAGGAGUCUUGCUAUCUUGUUGCUUUGUAGCCAUUUGAACUUUGAUAUCGAUGUCAAUGUGAAAAACAGUUGCAGCGAAAGAAUUCGAAACGCGAUGUGGGAUGACGGUUUGAAUGACGAUAGCUUUGGUCAAAAAUGCAUUGAGAAUGUGCAAAUAGUAUAUAUAGAUGUAGGAAUUGUCAACUAUAAGACGGUGUACCUCAGCAAACGUUCACGAGAUAGUGUAAAGAAUUAA
Messenger RNA from Peronospora belbahrii, 903 nucleotides. Lineage: Eukaryota; Oomycota; Peronosporomycetes; Peronosporales; Peronosporaceae. The record is from the annotation of a GenBank genome assembly.